AUGGCGACGACGUCGUCAAUGUUCAUGUACAGCCUGACCAUACAGCCGCCUACUGCUAUUACUCAGGCUAUUUUAGGUCAGUUUGCUGGCACGAAAGAGCAGCAGAUAGUGACGGCGUCUGGCUCCAAGCUCACCAUUCAUCGACCUGAACCAUCCCAAGGCAGAAUUACGCCCAUAUACUCCCAAGAUGUCUUUGGCAUCAUCAGGACACUGGCGGCUUUUAGGCUAGCGGGUAGCAGCAAAGACUACAUAAUCAUUGGAUCCGACUCCGGCCGAAUCACUAUCAUUGAAUAUGUUCAUGCACAGAACCGCUUCAACAGGAUACACCUUGAAACGUUCGGCAAAUCCGGCAUUCGUCGUGUGAUUCCCGGACAGUAUCUGGCAGUCGAUCCGAAAGGACGAGCUUGCUUGAUUUCUUCCGUUGAAAAGAACAAACUAGUCUACGUUCUCAACCGCAAUGCACAAGCAGAGCUUACGAUCUCUUCUCCCUUGGAAGCUCACAAGCCGCAGACACUGGUGUUCGCACUCGUUGCAUUAGAUGCUGGCUAUGAAAACCCCGUCUUCGCGACGCUUGAGGUUGAUUACACAGAUGCGGAUCAAGAUCCAAGUGGCCAGGCUUUCGAAGAAUUGGAGAAGUUACUGGUUUACUAUGAGCUUGACCUGGGUCUAAAUCAUGUUGUUCGGAAGUGGGCCGAACCGGUAGACCGAAGCGCUACAAUGCUCUUUCAGGUUCCUGGCGGCUCUGACGGGCCUAGCGGUGUACUGGUUUGCAGCGACGAUAAUGUCACCUACCGGCACUCAAAUCAAGAGGCUUUUCGAGUGCCUAUACCUAGGAGACGAGGAAUCUUGGAAAACCCAGACCGCAAACGCCGUAUUGUUGCUGGAGCAAUGCACAGGACAAGAGGGGCUUUCUUUUUCCUGCUACAAUCUGAGGAUGGCGACCUGUUCAAAGUUACCAUUGAUAUGGUAGAGGAUGAAAACGGACAGGCAACAGGCGAGGUCCAGAGAUUGAAGAUCAAGUACUUUGACACUGUUCCUGUCGCAACUAGCUUGUUCAUCCUUAAGAGCGGCUACCUGUUUGUUGGAAGUGAGAAUGGAAAUCAUCAGCUGUACCAGUUUGAGAAACUUGGUGAUGAUGACGACGAGACAGAAUUUGACAGCGACAACUUUCCAGCUGACCCCACAGAGGCAUAUUCGCCCGCUUUUUUCCAUCCUCGUCCCGUCGAGAACAUCAGGCUUUCACAGAACAUUGAUUCAAUGAAUCCUUUGCUGGAAUGUAAAAUUGCAAACCUGACAGACGAAGAUGCUCCACAGAUAUACGCCAUUUGUGGCGCUGGACCCCGAAGCAGCUUCAGAACCUUAAAGCACGGCUUGCCCGUCUCUGAAAUCGUCGAAUCAGAACUGCCCAGCAGACCAUCAGCGGUUUGGACCACGAAGCUUACACAGAACGACCGGUUUGACGCAUACAUCAUCUUAUCAUUUGAAAAUGCUACUCUAGUUCUCAGCAUUGGAGAGACUGUCGAAGAAGUAACUGACACUGGCUUUUUGUCAUCUGCGCCAACGCUCGCGGUGCAACAACUUGGUGAGGAUGCUUUGCUUCAGGUACAUCCACGGGGUAUUCGGCACAUACGAGCAGAUGGCAAAGUGAACGAGUGGCCAGCACCGCAGCACCGUUCAAUUGUGGCAGCUACUACUAAUUCUAGUCAAGUGGCUAUAGCUCUCAGCUCCGGUGAGAUUGUGUACUUCGAGACAGAUACAGAUGGAUCAUUGAACGAGUAUGACGAAAAAAGAGAAAUGACUGGGACCGUGACCUGUCUGAGCCUUGGUGAUGUGCCAGCAGGUCGAGUGCGAAGCUCGUUUUUGGCAGUAGGUUGUGAUGAUUCCACAGUUAGGAUCCUCAGCUUGGACCCAGACUCAACCUUAGAGAAUAAAUCAGUACAGGCAUUGACAUCUCCACCUUCGGCAUUGUCCAUCAUGGCUAUGGCUGAUUCCACGUCGGGUGGUUCGACCUUAUAUCUACACAUUGGACUGUACUCUGGUGUAUAUCUCAGAACAGUCCUCGACGAGAUCACCGGAGAGCUGACCGAUACAAGAACCAGAUUCUUGGGCUUGAAGCCUGCUAAGCUCUUCCGCGUUUCUAUCAAAGGCCAAGCGGCGGUACUAGCUUUGAGCUCACGACCUUGGUUAGGAUAUUCCGAUGUGCAAACGAACGGAUUCAUGCUCACGCCCCUCAACUACGUUGGUUUAGAAUGGGGUUGGAUGUUUAGCAGUGAGCAGUGCCUGGAAGGGAUGGUGGGCAUUGAGGGACAAAAUCUCCGGAUUUUCACAAUAGAAGACCUUACCAACAACCUGCUACAAGAGUCCAUAGCAUUGCAAAACACUCCUCGGCAUUUCGUAAAGCAUCCUGAUCAGCCACUAUUUUACGUCAUUGAAGCAGAUAACAAUGUCCUUUCUUCCUCGACGAAGAACAAAUUGAUUAACGACUCGACAGCGGUCAAUGGAAAUGCCAUAGUAUUACCACCAGAAGAUUUCGGUUAUCCUCGGGGUACAGGACAUUGGGCUUCAGCAAUCUCUAUCAUUGAUCCAAUAACAGCAAAAUCAGUCAUUUCUCGCCUUGAGUUGGACGACAACGAAGCGGCUGUCAGCGUCACUAUCGCACCAUUCGCAAGUCAAGAUGAAGAAAGUUUCUUGAUCGUGGGAACUGCGAAGGACUUGACUGUCAAUCCCCGUACCUACACUGCUGGCUUUAUUCACGUAUACAGAUUACAUGAAGAAGGCAAAGAACUUGAAUUCAUUCACAAAACAAAGGUUGAACAGCCUCCACAGGCGUUACUCGCCUUUCAAGGACGCCUACUGGUUGGAGUCGGCCCAGAUCUGCGAAUAUAUGAUCUGGGUAUGCGCCAAAUGCUUCGAAAAUGCCAGACUACGGCAACGCCUCACAUGAUCGUCGGAUUGCAGACACAAGGUAGUCGUAUCAUUGUGAGCGACGUGCAGGAGAGCGUUACCUACGUUGUUUACAAAGUUCAAGAGAACCGUCUCAUCCCCUUUGCAGAUGAUAUGAUUGCUCGGUGGACCACCUGUACCACGAUGGUUGACUACGAAAGUGUUGCUGGUGGCGACAAGUUCGGUAACCUAUGGCUGGUCCGAUGUCCACCCAAGGCUUCUGAAGAAGCGGAUGAGGAUGGUUCUGGGGCGCACCUCCUGCAUGAGCGGCAGUAUCUUGCAGGUGCGCCUACAAGGCUGAGUCUCAUGUGCCACUUCUUCCCCCAAGAUAUCCCGACAAGCGUCCAAAAAACAUCACUGGUUGCGGGUGGGCGUGAUGUAAUUUUCUGGUCGGGUUUUCAAGGCACUCUGGGAAUGCUUGUACCUUUUGUUAGCCGAGAGGAUGUGGACUUCUUUCAGACCUUGGAGAUGCAGCUCGCUUCGCAAAAUCCGCCUCUAGCGGGCAGAGAUCACCUGAUUUACCGCAGCUACUAUGUGCCCGUAAAGGGAGUUAUUGAUGGUGACCUCUGCGAAACAUUUUUCCUACUGGCAAACGAUAAAAAGCAGAUGAUAGCUGGAGAACUUGACAGGUCAGUCCGGGAAGUGGAGAGAAAGAUCUCGGACAUGCGCACACGGGUAGCAUAUUGA
Messenger RNA from Endocarpon pusillum Z07020, 3630 nucleotides. Its product is annotated as Pre-mRNA-splicing factor rse1. The transcript is spliced from 4 exons. Gene Ontology annotation, molecular function: U2 snRNA binding; protein binding. Bases 1 to 3630 code for a protein of 1209 amino acids. The record is from RefSeq and is a predicted model, not a curated record. Gene Ontology annotation, biological process: mRNA splicing, via spliceosome. Gene Ontology annotation, cellular component: nucleus; U2 snRNP. NCBI's taxonomy places the organism in Eukaryota, Fungi, Ascomycota, Eurotiomycetes, Verrucariales, Verrucariaceae.